AUGGUGGUCCUUCUCUCUCCAGGCCGCUUCGGCCUCAUCCUUUUGUCUCUCAUCUCCAGCUUCCUUGUGCCCAGUCCCGGGGUCCUAGGCCAAAUCCCCACGUACGAGACAGAGACGGCAAACUUCAUGACGCUGCCCAUCAGCAGCAUCCAUGGCUUCAUCCCCAUGCCCUGGGCUUGCACCUUUGCGCCCAACCCCGGCACCCAGACUCUUCUCCAGUUUCACGCCAACUGGCACUGCACGUACCCAGACACCCACGCCGAGUUUGGCCGCCGCUUCUUCGGCUUCCACAAGCAGUUCGGCAUAGGCUACAACUUCUACCUCGCCUCACUCGGCUUUCCCUUUGUAUCGACCUUCUACCCGGCCCCUCUCGCUCCUAUUCCACCGUCACAUGUAACGCGUCCGCAGAACGCGCAGUGCGUUGGCUGCACAUCCCUUCCGAACAACUUCCGCGCUCCUCCAACGGGAACCCUCCACCUCUACCCCACCGUCCAGGCGCUCGGCCAGGCCAUCGUGGGGUGGCACAACAACCAGCAUUUCCACCUAUCCGGCGGCUUUGGCUGUGGGAGUCAGACUACGCCGGCCCGCGGAGACAUGAACUGCUUCACCACGUCUCCGCGCGACCCCGUCUUCUGGCGGUACCACAGCAUUUUCGACGAGGUCCAGGACGCGUGGCACUCGCUUCAGGAUGCCAAUGUUGCCCUCGUUAUGGACCGGUCCGGCAGCAUGGGAUCGACGAUUCCUGCCUUCGGCAUCACCAGACUACAGGCCGCAAAGGACGCGGCGCAGAUGUUCGCCGACAUGGUUGAUGUGGCGUCGGGCCACCGCCUCGGCCUGGUCACCUUCUCCAGCGGGGCCACGACCAACCUGGGUCUCACGGGCGCGUCGACCUUCUCCGGCGCGUUGAGCUCUGCCAUGUCCUCGGUCAGCGCGAGCGGCAGCACCAGCAUUGGCGCGGGUCUGAAUGCCGGCCAGGCCCUCGUCACCGGGGGAACACAGCCGCGCAAGGGCAUCGUGCUACUGACCGAUGGCCAGGAAAACGUUGCUCCCAUGAUCAACAGCGUCAACCUCGGCGACACGCACCUGUGCGCCGUGGGUUUUGCCAGCCCCAGCAACCUGGACGGCGCGAAGCUGCGGAACCUGGCCGAAAAGCAGGGUGGCAUCUGGACGAGCACGCAGGAUCCCGUCGAGCUCAAGAAGGUCUUUGUCCAGUGCUUCUCCAACAUUUUUGACGCAGCCCAGGCCAUCGACCCCAUUGAUACCCUGCCAUACUCAUCGCCCAUCUCUCCUCCAACCAUCCACGGCGCCAUGGGCGACGACACGGUAAUCUUCGUCCUCGGAUGGGCCGAUCCAAAAGUCAAGCUCCAGCUCUCCAUCACGACACCGUCGGGAGGCGUGGUCAAUCUCAAUGCUCCAAACGUGCAGAGCAGGAUUGGCUCCACCUGGCACGUUGUGCGCAUCAAGCUCCCUUACCAAGGAGAGCGCGACGGCGACUGGUCCGGUCGCGCCGUCCUGCAGCCCGUGCGAGGUUUCGUCAACGGCUUCAGCUCCCUGGCGGUCACCGGCACCGACGCCGGCGUCCAGCUCAUCCGCAACCAGCUCGCGACUCUCUGUACCUCGGGUUGCGGCAACGUGCUCUUCUACCAGCACACCACGAACGAGACGAGCGUCUCGCACGGGGGCGGCACCUCCAUCUAUCACGAGGCCGUCAUUGCGGAGAUGAGCCGCGGAACCAUGGGCAACGCUACCGUCGCGCACCAGGCCGCCGACUUUUCCAACCUGUUGUCGCGCAGCGGCGGCUGGGACCUGGUCGUUUACAAUGCGCCCGGGCCGGGCGGAUCGCAGACCUACGACCAGGCCUUUGCCUCGCUGCUCUGCGCGGGCCGCACGAAGUACAUCGUCAGCGAUGCCAGGCCCGUGAGCUCUGCCGACGCUAUCCUGCGGUGCGCCGGUGCCACGCGUGGUGAGUCCGUCACGGCAGGCACGGAGAAGAUGUAUCUCUCCCCGGGCGAUUCGCAGCUCUUCCCAGGCGAGCUGCAGCUCGGGAAUGCUGUGGUCCGGGAUGCUCGAUCAUACGUCGUGGCUGGAGGGUCCCCGCAGGCAAGCUACGCCGGCGGGCUGCAGGGCGCGGCAUCCGUCGCCAUCGGGGGCGGCGGCAGCGGUAGCGUCCAGUACUUCAUCAGCGUGCUGGCCAAGUCGUCGGUCAAGCUCAAGCCGUACACGUACAUCAACAAUACGUACGUCGGCGAGGACCUCCAUCCGUCCUUCUACGUCCCGGCUCCGUACUGGCCUGACUGCGGCUUCACCCACGUCUACGCCAACGUGACCAUCACCCGCCCGCUAAGCUCCCUUGCCGCCGUCCGCGGCGAUCCCAAGGACGACAACGCCCCGGACGCCAUGAUCCCGACCGAGACCGCCACCUACUCGCUCUCGGACGACGGUCGCAGCGGAGACCGCGUGGCAGGGGACCAUCACUUUGAGACGGCUCUGACGGGCUUGACCAAGUAUGAUGGCGAGUACAAGCUUCACGCCCGCGUCAGACUCUGUAAUCAAAAGGCCUGCGGCAAGCUCGACUGUAUCGUUCGCGAGGCCGAGCAUGUCCUCGACGUCCUGCCUAAGGCGGCGCAGGCACAGACAAGCGUCAAGGUCAGACAGCUGGAGGCGGCUGCUACCAGCGAGCGCAAGCGGUCGGGCAAGCGUGAGAAGAGGGCUACGGUUGUCGUCACGCCCCGAGAUGAGGACGGCGUGGCCCUGGGCCGUGGGCAUCUUGAGCAAAUCGUGGCACGGGGCGUCUGCGGCGCCGUGGUUGAGAAGUUCGAGGAAGUCUCUGAAGAUGACGAGGAGGAGGCCAGCUAUGCUGCUACAGUGUCGUAUCCUGAGAGCGGUGGAUCGGACUCUUCGUGCAAACGGGCAGGAGUGGCCAUCCACAUGUACGGCCGUCCGAAGGAGGCUGUCGUUGUUGACCUGUGAUCGGAGGAUCAGUGAAGGGUAGCAAGAGGGCUCGCAUUCGGGGCUUGGGAUUGAUGUGUGGGAGAAAACGGCGAUGAUCUGCAAUAAAGUAUCAAACGAGAGUCGGGCAAGUCGGUCCAUUUCUCUUCUCAUGCAAGGAGACCUCUCUCCCUUCCAAGGGCAAGGGUCUGAACGCCCAGCGUUGCUAGGAUAAUACACAGAACAGAUCGGAAGGUUUCUCAACGGGCCAAUAUGCGUGCGGGUCGCUUUGGGGUGGGUCAAAGAAGCGUUGGGUGUUUAGUAGUAAUC
This is a messenger RNA of Parathielavia appendiculata, 3258 nucleotides long. RefSeq lists its product as uncharacterized. Gene Ontology annotation, molecular function: oxidoreductase activity. The record is from RefSeq and is a predicted model, not a curated record. The transcript has a single exon. The coding region runs from base 1 to 2970 and encodes 989 amino acids. NCBI's taxonomy places the organism in Eukaryota, Fungi, Ascomycota, Sordariomycetes, Sordariales, Chaetomiaceae.